Mucor mucedo is the source of this 1991-nucleotide messenger RNA. RefSeq lists its product as uncharacterized. Bases 314 to 1924 code for a protein of 536 amino acids. The record is from RefSeq and is a predicted model, not a curated record. Gene Ontology annotation, molecular function: protein binding. The transcript has 2 exons. Lineage: Eukaryota; Fungi; Mucoromycota; Mucoromycetes; Mucorales; Mucoraceae.
GUAAACCUUAUUGGCAUCAUAAAACCCUUUUAUUUAACAUGCGUGUAACCUUUGAAAGAUCAGGUACAUUUUUUGCAGAAAUUCUUCUUCUUCAGUUGACCCAACAAAGUAAUUGUGGCGAUCAUACAAAUAGAAACUUGAUAACUACAAUAAGUAUCCGCCUACGAUCACGUUUAUCUACAAAAAGGUCCACAUAAUCCCCCUUUUUUGAUUCGUAUUUUCUUUCACGUUUUUGUGACAGCUACAAUAUAAAUAUGACACAGUUUUAUUUAUCACUCAUGUCUGCCCCUUUUUUAAGAUUGUACAUUGACCCAUGUCGAAUGCAAAGAUUGCGCAAGAGAUCUUGCGCCAUAUAAUCAGUUAUUUAGACGAUGCUGAUUUUGGCAAUGUAUUGUUCGUAUGUAGAGAUUGGUACAAGGCAUCACUUUCUGCAUACUUUCGGAAAGCUUUCAUUAGCGAAGAGACGGUUGAUGUAUACCAACCUUGGACGCAUGCUGAAUUUACACAAGAACUAAAAAUGACGACACCGCAUAGAGAUUGCACGAAUUUCCUAGUUGAACAAGACUUUUUACAUAUGCUUUCGCGGUUCCCAAGGUUAAAAAAACUUGAUCUUUCUUCAAGUCGAAAUUAUAAAAAAUAUAUGCAAGUGCUAGCUGAAAGAGUUGACGCGAAUUUGUAUUUACAGUUCAUUGAAGAGAUCAAAGCUGUUCCUGAUAACAUGUACCUUCAUCUUUACUAUUUUGCUGCCUGUUAUAACUUCCGUCAUUCUCUUCGGACACUUGAACUGUAUGCAAUUGAUUACGCGACAAAAUCUGAUGGACCCAAAAGUUUCACUUAUUAUUUACCCCAUUUUACCCAGCUUACAAACUUAACUGUGACGAAUCGCUAUUUAUCUGAUAUAACUUUGUUUGACAUAUUACUCCAUUGUGACAACUUGACAAGCCUAAAUUAUGAUAACCAGUGUCCGGUUCCUUUGCAUGCCAAAAACCAACUGGGCACUACGAAUAAUGUAAACCUAAAAAGGUUGACAUUAGUUAUCUACUCUGAUGCAACCCCAUAUCUCGAUUAUAUCCGAUCAAACUAUUGUUUACAAUCCUUGACUCUGGUCAUUGGCGGAGACAUAUUCCAGUGGUUUAAAGAUUUUCACUCAUUUGCUGGAUCACUUCUAAAAUUCAAAAAUGUAACCAUUAAGAAGAAAGAACGGUAUUUACAUGAUUUGUUUCCAUCACAAACAAUCGCAUUUUACAACUUUUUGAUGUCAUUGAAAGGGAAAAGUGACUUGCUAUUCAAUGCUACUUUCAAGUCUUGCCCAAAUGACAUGGAGGACAUCAUAAGUAUUUGUAAUUCUCAGCUCAAUUUUGUGUAUCAUACAUCCCAUGACAAUCCUUAUGACUUUGUGGACACGCGAAAAAUCGUGAAGUCUAUCAAGUUUUAUGCAGCAACAGCAGUAUUUCCUUUUGCUUUAUUGAAAUACAUGAAGAGCUAUAGAGAUAUCCAAAAAGCGACUAUAAUUGUGGAUAAUGGGAGUAUUGACUUUACGAGUACCGCCAUACGUCUGAACAGAUUCCACAUUUCGGAUAUCACAUUUUAUCGGCUACGCCAGUAUUCGCCCCAUGUGCAAUACAUGGAGAUAUCAGGCAGUAAAUAUGGUGGUAGGCUGAAAAAAUUCUGCUUUGACAUGCGGGAUUUCAAAGAAUUACGGGUUUUUACCUUUGACAUAAACCAAAUUGACACAACGGCCGAAUUUACCUUUAUCAAGCUUGACCUUUGUUCCAAAUCUCGUUACUUCAGAAUAUUUAAAUCUGGCGGAAAAUAUUACACUCAAAUGGUCUCCGAAUCUUAUGUAUCGCAACUUUGUCGAUACUCCUUCACUUGUAUCUUUAUGUUUUCUAAUAGCUCUGUAAAAAUUCAUUUUAGAGAUUAAAUAAAAACUUAAACACACAGCUUUCUUUAAUAAAGCACUACGAUUUAUGCAGCGAUCGGUGCUUAAA